Molecule: messenger RNA, 912 nt
Organism: Penicillium olsonii
Lineage: Eukaryota; Fungi; Ascomycota; Eurotiomycetes; Eurotiales; Aspergillaceae
Source: the annotation of a GenBank genome assembly
AUGGCAGAGCGACAGCUUACUCAGGCAGCUAUUGUGGCACUGUUGUCGAAGCUCGACGACCCCGACGCCGACUUGAGAUACAUGUCGCUGAACGAUCUCUAUGGAAUCUUGGACAAUCAAAAUUCCGCUUUCCUCGCCCAUGAUCGUGGCACAUCAACAAAGCUCGCGGAUGGGCUGCUCAAGGCUUUGGAUGAUCAACAUGGUGAUGUGCAGAACAUGGCACUAAAAUGCCUUGGCCCACUCGCCGUGCGGUUGCCAUCCGAAUCCCUCACCCCCCUUCUCGAGCAGCUGGCUAGCUUGACUGCUUCCCAGACAAUAGACACCUCUGUGCCUAAUACGGCCCUUCGCGUCAUCGUUGACACCCUCCCCCAUCCCCAGGCAGGCCAGCCGGCUCCCCAAAACGUGAUCACAGCAUACUCGGCGGUCUCGAAUGUUCUCAUUCCCCGCCUGACUGGCCCGACACCUUCCCCCUCGGGGAGACGAGGCUCAUUAGUCAAGGGCAUGAUGGAAAAAGACCCUUCUCGCGGCUUCAGCAGCGAUGCCAUUGAUGUGCUUAUCAAGGUCGUGACCUGCUUCGGGCCCCUUAUUCAGGAAAGGGAGCUUGAUGCGCUUCAAAUCUCAGUGAUGGGCAUUAUCCGAAAUGACACGGCUGGUACUGUGGUGACGAAGCGCGCAUUGACGGCUAUUUCGGCGCUCGUGCUUCACUUCUCCGAAAGCCAGCUCAACAACUUCGUGGCCACCUUGACCAAAACUCUCUCUUCCAACAUCUCUCUCGUCCAGCGUCGACACUUGAUUGCUGCCAUCGGCGUUAUCGCACGAACGGCUCCCGGAAAGUUCGGUCCCCAUCUGGAUAGCCUUGUGCCUUUUGUUUUCUCCGCGGUCGGGGAGGAGGAUAUCGCGUCGACCAACUGA